Molecule: messenger RNA, 4596 nt
Organism: Vigna unguiculata (cowpea)
Lineage: Eukaryota; Viridiplantae; Streptophyta; Magnoliopsida; Fabales; Fabaceae
Biological process (GO): DNA repair; telomere maintenance
Molecular function (GO): DNA helicase activity
Source: RefSeq, a predicted model, not a curated record
AUGGAGGCUGAUAAAAAAAUAUUGAAGAUUGCUUGUGCCCAAGCAAGAUUGAAGCGAAAAAUGAUUUUGAAAGAAAACAGGAUGAAUAAGAAAUGUGUUAAAGAGUGUGGUAUAUUUUCUAAAAGCCAACAUGGUAGAACAUUGUGUACUCCACUGUCUGAUGUUACAACUCAAUUUUUGUCUGGAGGAAGACUUAACACUUCUGGAAGAGUACAAUGUCAUAAAAAUAGAGAUGCAGUUCCAGAUAGUAAUGCUUCUCAUCGACAAAACCUAUUGCCUAGGUUUGAGAUUGUUUUUUCAGAGCAGGAAAAAGAUAAUCAGUGCUCAUUGAAUAAGAGUAGUAGUCAACAUUCUUCCUUAACUGCAUCUCAUUUUCAUAUGGGUGAAGAAAUAAGUCAACCAUGUACUAAUGCAGACAAUCCAGACAAUGGCCAAGAUAUAGGUGACCCAAUUUAUACGUGCCCCUAUUGCAAAGCAUGCAUGUGGUAUGAAGAAAGGAUAGACAAGCAUAAACAUUCUGCAAUUCCAAAGUUUAAUUUGUGCUGUGGAAAUGGAAAAGUGCAGUUACCUCUAUUGAAGGAUGCUCCUACUGUUUUGAAGCAAUUAUUGUUUGAUUCCAAUAGCAGAGAAGGAAAAAAUUUCCAACAACAUAUUCGUACAUAUAAUAUGAUGUUUGCUUUUACAUCACCAGGUGCCAAAGUUGAUAACAGCUAUAACAAUGGUCAUGGUCCACCCAAUCUGAGGAUCCAAGGCCAAGCUUGCCAUAGAAUAGGUAGUUUGCUCCCGCCUGCAGGACAAAUUCCUAAGUUUGCCCAACUAUAUAUUUAUGAUACUGAAAAUGAAACACACAACAGAAUCCAAUCCUUAAGCAAUGACAACAAAAUUGACGUGGAUAUUGUAGACAAAUUAACAAAAAUGUUAGAUGAAUUCAAUGUUCAUGCCAAAUCAUUCCGAGUUGCUAGAGACCGUUACAGAGAACAACCUUUCCAUGAUCUUAAAUUAAGGCUAAUUGCUGAUAGGAAUAAGGAUGGAAGGUUAUAUAAUAUUCCUACCGUUUCAGAAGUAGCAGCACUAAUUGUUGGUGACGUUGACAGUGCUUCCCCAAGAGAUAUCAUAAUGGAAAAUAGAAGUGGAAAACUGCAGAGAAUUAACGAACUUCACACGAGUUACCUAGGCUUCCAAUAUCCUUUACUAUUUCCAUAUGGGGAAGAUGGUUAUAGGCAUGAUGUUAAUCAUCGAGUCACAAGUACUUCAAAAAACAUGAAGAGAAAUCGCUUGACAAUAAGGGAAUGGUUCUGCUUCCGGAUUCAGAGUAGAGAAUUAGAAGCACAGACACUACUAAGAUCUAGGCGAUUGUUCCAACAAUUUGUUGUUGAUGGAUACACUAUGCUAGAGUCUGAAAGGUUAUCAUUCAUAAGAAAUAACCAGUCCAAGCUUAGAGUGGACAAGUACGAUAACCUCUUCCAAUCAAAAUCAAGUACUCAAGAAGAAGGAUCUACAAAAGGCAAAAGAGUUGUACUACCUUCCACUUUUGUUGGUGGUACGCGAUUUAUGGAACAACUUUAUUUUGAUGGAAUGGCCAUUUGUAGUCAUGUUGGUUUUCCAGAUUUGUUUGUUACUUUUACAUGCAAUCCGAAGUGGCCUGAAAUACACAGAAUUUUAUCACAUCAAAAUUUAUCUGCAUCUGAUAGACCAGACUUGGUUGCAAGGGUUUUCCGAAUCAAAUUUGAUCAUCUUCUAGCAGAUCUUACGAAGAAUCAUUUGUUGGGCAGGGUCAUUGGAUACAUGUAUACUAUUGAAUUCCAAAAGCGUGGUCUACCUCAUGCUCAUCUGCUUCUCUUUUUGCACCAAAAUGACAAAUAUCCAAGCGCUGAUGAUAUUGAUAAAGUAAUAUCAGCUGAAAUUCCGUGCCCAAUUGCAAAUCCUAAACUAUAUGAAUGUGUGAAGGAUCAUAUGAUUCAUGGUCCCUGUGGAGUAAGUAGUACAACUAUUUCAGAAGAUGGAUUUCCACAAUAUCGAAGAAGAGACAAUGGAGUCUGCGUGGUCAAGAAUCAUGUUUCUUUAGACAAUCGAUCUGUGGUUCCAUAUAAUCCUAAAUUGUUACUUAAAUAUGAAGGUCACAUCAAUGUUGAAUGGUGCAACAAAAGUACUUCAAUUAAGUACUUAUUCAAAUACAUCAACAAGGGUUAUGACAGAAUUACAGCGGCUAUAGUUAAUAAUACCAAUGCAACUCAUCUUCAUCACCAGUCAGGAGAUGAAAUUAAACAAUAUCUUGAUUGUAGAUACAUAUCACCAUCUGAGGCAUGUUGGAGAAUAUUUUCAUUUCCUAUUCAUGGCAGGAAUCCAGCUGUUGAACGUUUAUUUUUUCAUCUUCCCGGAGAACAAUCAGUGUACUUUAAAGACGACGAGUUUAUUGAUGAAGUCAUAGGAAAAGCAACUGUAGCAGAAUCAAUGUUUACAAGUUGGAUGGAAUGUAAUAAAAAGUAUGAAUUGGCAAGAACUUUGACAUACCCAGAGAUUGUGUCAAAAUUUGUCUAUGUCAAGAAAGACAGAUGUUGGAAACCCAGGAAAAUAGGAAACACAAUUGGAAGACUUAUUUGGGUUCCACCAUCAACAGGUGAAUUAUACUAUCUAAGGAGGAUGCUCACUGUUGUCAAAAGUCCUUUAUGUUAUGAAGAUAUCAGAACGGUGGAUAAUAUAUUAUAUUCAACCUUUAGAGAAGCAUGUGAAACCUUGGGAUUUUUGGCAGAUGAUAAGGAAUAUGUAGAAGCAAUCAAAGAAGCCAAAGAUUGGGGCAGUGGAAAUUAUCUAAGGAAACUUUUCGUGACAAUGCUAUUGUCCAAUAGUGUCAACAAACCACUAGAUCUAUGGGAAAAAACUUGGAAAUGGCUAUCUGAUGACAUAUUAUAUAGGGAAAGAAUAAAAGCUGGCAAUCCAGAACUGCAAUUAUCACUUGAUAUAUUGCGAAACUUGACGUUAUUCCAUAUUGAAGAGAUACUACAAAGUAAUAGAAGAAGCCUAAAACAAUUCCCAACAAUGCCAUAUCCAGAUGGUUUUAUUAUAGCUCAAUGUGGGAACAGAUUGGUGUACUCAGAACUUGACUACAAUCCUGUCACCCAAGCAAAUCUAUUUCAGCAAAAUUAUGAUCGGAUGACAGGGGAACAAAAAGACAUAUUUCAAAAAGUUACUGAAGCUGUUAUUAAAAAUGUGGGAGGAAUGUUCUUUUUGUAUGGCUAUGGGGGUACCGGAAAGACUUUCAUGUGGACAACUAUUUCUUCAGCAUUGAGAUCUAAGAGAAAAAUUGUAUUAACUGUUGCAUCAAGUGGUAUAGCAUCUUUAUUGUUGCCAGGAGGAAGGACAACACAUUCAAAGUUCAGAAUUCCAAUUCCAACCAUGGAAAACUCAAUUUGUAACAUAGAGCAAGGUUCUGAAGCUGCUGAGCUACUAAAAUUAGCUGAUCUCAUUAUUUGGGAUGAAGCACUAAUGGCACACAAAUUUUGUUUCGAAACUCUAGACAUGACCUUAAAUGACAUAAUGAAAGACAAAAUGAAACCAAAUUUAGUAUUUGGAGGAAAGGUAGUAGUUUUUGGAGGUGAUUUCAGACAGAUAUUACCUGUCAUUCCUAAAGGAACUAGAUCAGACAUUGUACAUGCAACAAUCAAUGCUUCUUACCUAUGGCAGCAUUGUCAAGUUUUGACAUUGACAAAGAACAUGAGACUUCUACAACCAGGUUUACCAAGCACUUCAACAUGCGAAAUUCAGCAAUUCUCCGAUUGGAUUGUAAAACUAGGUGAUGGUAUCUUGUGCGAACCCAAUGAUGGUGUUGUGGAUAUCGAAAUACCUCCAGAAUUUUUGAUCUCUGAUUUUAAUGAUCCAAUUGAAGCUAUUGUGUUAAGCACAUAUCCUGAUCUAUUGGAGAAUUAUAGAAAUGAUAAUUUCCUGCAGAGCAGAGCUAUACUGGCCAGUAGAAUUGAAACAGUAGAAGAAAUCAACAAAUACAUAUUAUCUUUAAUUCUAGGACAAGAACAAGAAUACCUAAGUGUAGAUACAAUUGAUAAGACAGAUAAUCCAAUAAACGAUGAAUAUGAUGUUCUUACUCCAGAAUUCCUGAAUUCAUUAACUACAUCAGGUUUACCAAGUCAUCAAAUAACCCUCAAAAUCGGAGCUCCUAUAAUGUUGCUAAGAAACUUGGAUCAAUCAGAGGGGUUGUGCAAUGGAAGCAGAUUAAUUAUUACAAGGUUGCAAAAACAUGUAAUAGCAGCAAAGAUUCUUAGUGGAAACAGAAAGGGUAACGAAGUUUACAUUCCACGUAUGUCUAUGUCUCCAUCUCAAUCUCCUUGGCCAUUUAAACUAAUCAGAAGGCAAUUUCCAAUAAUGUUAUCUUAUGCAAUGACAAUUAACAAAUCACAGGGACAAUCUUUGUGUUCGGUUGGAUUAUAUUUGCCAAAACCAGUAUUUAGCCAUGGUCAAUUAUAUGUCGCAGUUUCUAGGGUUCAGAGUAAAUCGGGAUUAAAAAUUUUAAUCCAUGAUUUUGACAAAAAACCAUUGUCUUCAACGACAAAUGUUGUAUUUAAGGAAGUCUUUCAAAAUGUAUAG